AUGGCUCCAGGGAAGAGGUCCACAUGGACCUCACGGAAACCCGAAGAACCUAUGCCAACUGAUUACGAGAAAAUAAGGGCUAUGAAUAUGAUGAAGAACAAUCAAUUGUUUCAACGGCUAGGCCUUGGACAAUUGAAAUCACUGGUGACUGCUACAGCUGCAAACAACAAAGAAGACUGUCCUCAACAAUCAGAGAGUUUAUAUGAUGGUGAAAACACUGAUAAUUCUAAUGAAGAGGUCACUAUAGAAUCCCAAUGUCGUAACAGUGGUCGUGCCAACAUAUCCGAUGAUGGUCAUCAGAUCUCAACAAAAGUAACAAGAGGAAAUAAAAGAAUUGUGGCACCUGCACAUGAGCGAACAAUUAGAGUCACUAGGCAAAGAAUUGCUGAAAUAAACCAAGAAAAUAGCCACAACCCGUCUGUUCAUAAACAACUCAGUUCAUGUCCUGCUACAAACCAUGAUUCGAUCGAAACUCUUGUUGUUCCUACACAACCUAGUGCAAAUGCCACCAUAGACAAUAACCCAACACAUCACAUAGACAAUGCUAUAGAGCCUAAUUCUCUGAUAUAGGAGGAGAGUGAUAACCACAAUGCAGUUGAAGAUAUCAUACCAAGGAGAAAAAGUAUGGGCAAACAACUUGAAUCGUUAAGCAGAGGACUAGGAAUGAAGAUUCCAAUCCAAAUUACUGAAGGGAGCAAGAGGCCAGAGCCACCCAUUCAAGCUGCUAAGUUUGCAUCAGAGGGGGGAAUCACAUUGAGGCAGCACAUUCCAAUAUUUCACCACUGGAAGGAGUACAAGAGGAAAGAGAAUGAACCUACAAUAAAAAACUAUAUUGGAAAAGUUACUGCUCAAUUCACCAUGGACAAUGAUAGCAAGGCAGUGGAAGUUGCAUGUCUAGAUAUGCUAAAGGUUGGACAACGCCAAAUGAGGUAUAGACUAAAACAAAAGUAUUUCAAUGGGAUACCUGCUAAUCAAGUGAGGACUACAUCGCCUAUUUCAAGCAUGUCUGAUGAGGACUGGAGAAAGUUGGUGGAGAAGUGGUCUACCCCAAAACACAAGGAUAGUUGUAUGAAGAAUAAACUUAAUCGUGAAAAAGUACAGUAUCAACAAUGCACAGGAUCCCAGUCAUAUAUUGCAAAAGCUUAUUUACUGAAACAAGAGAAAUAUAAGGAUGCUGAACCGAGUGCAAUAGAUCUUUUCAAGGACAUGCAUUGCAGCAAGAAGAAAGGUUUUUCUGAAAAUGUAAAGAAAGCAAUUGUUGACAUGGAAGCAAUGGUGACAACACCAGUUGAGGAUGGACAACAGCAGAAGUCUCCUAUGGAAGUUGUUUCUGAAGUGCUAGGGGGCUCCAGUUUAUUUCUAAAGAAUGUUGGUCUGCAAGAUAACUCCAAGAAAAGCUCCACAACAACUGUUUCUGCAAUGGUUCAAGAACUUCAGAAUCAAUUGGAGUUUGAGAGGCUAGAAAAAGAUGGACUUCGGGAAGAAGUAGAAACCUUAAAGGCUCAGGCACAGGCCUCAAAGGAGACCAUGGACAAUAUGAAGAGAUCGAUGGAAGAAAAUAAUAGUCUCCUCCAUCAACUGUUGAGCUUCAAUCGAAGCCAAGUGCCCCCAUCUUAAGUCUGCUAUAGUAUCAUGUUAUAUUAGUUCUGGAUUCAGGUUUUAUAAAUUUGGAAUAUGUUUAAACUUUCAUACUUUGAGUUGAAGUUAUAGGAUUUCCUUUGU
This is a messenger RNA of Zea mays, 1722 nucleotides long. RefSeq lists its product as uncharacterized. Lineage: Eukaryota; Viridiplantae; Streptophyta; Magnoliopsida; Poales; Poaceae. The transcript has 8 exons. The record is from RefSeq and is a predicted model, not a curated record.